AACUGAGUUGGAAGUUGGGUGAUAUUCUAAAACAUGUGUGUGGCUGUUUAGAGAACGGUGAAAACUGACCACAUUUUGUAGCGAGAUUAUAAUUUCACAAAUGAAACACGUCAUGAUCGGGUUAUUGAAGUUGUUAACAUUUAAAACUCCGGUGAUUUAAUUAAUCAUGUUUGGACCGAGAAACAAAGGUUUGACGUUUUCGAGGGUCAUAGACAGUCACAAUCACACUCACAGCAUUUGAGAAACUGUGGGAUGUCUUUGCAUUUCAGCGAAGAGGCGUUUUUAUUCACUCUGUUUCACAUUCUUGAAAAGGCUACGUGGAAGGAAACAUCCAUCAACUUAUAUAUAUAUGGAUGAAAUCGAAGAUCUGAAAUGACUGCAACAGAUCAUCGUGUCAAUACUGAAGAAAGAGGAGGACGAGAGCCAGACCAGCUGAUUUGCGGGGAGUGUCGAAGUGAGUUUCGCCAGAUUUCUGAGUUCAUCCACCACAAGGCAGAACACACCACUGGUGCUGGUUCUUACCUUUGUGAGUUGUGUGGCCGAUGUUUCCUGUCUCGCACAGUGCUGGCUUACCACUACCGCAGCACACAUAAACUACAGCCUGCUGGCUCACCUUUACACAACCCUCCUCGUUGUGAGGAUGUGGUAGCCACACAGGAUGCAGCAUCAGAAAAUGGCUGUCUGGGUUUGCUGUUAGUUUUGGAACCGGAAACAAGAGUCCCUUUGGAUAACCAAGAUGGAAAAUGUGUUGACAUUGACAGCGUGGCAGUCCCAGAUAGUGGUGUCCUUCCCAAGAAUACUUCCCCAGGUGGAUUUGACUGCCCUAUCUGUGGGAAGGUGUUUCAGAAGCACCGUUUACUGCAGAGGCACAGCGAGACCCACAGGCCCAGGAGGGACUUCCUGUGUGAGCGCUGCGGAAAGACAUUUGCCUCCCGGAGCAGGCUGGUAGCUCACCGGCAGCGCCACAUGGUGGCCCCCCGUGUCUACUCCUGCCCGCAGUGUGAGUUCCGUUCAGCCCUUCCUGCCCUGGCACAGGCACACAGGCAGCUCCACGCGGCCGGCUGCCAACGCUGUUCCCUCUGUGGAAACGUCUACACUGACCGUGCCACCCUCCGCAAGCACAUGCGUGUUCACGCCCAGGAGAGGCCAUACGAAUGCAGUCAGCCGGGCUGUGGCUGGAGGUUCAAGACUGAAGUCAUGCUGAAGGCACAUGUCCGUGCCCACACGUCUCGAGGGGGGUUCGAGUGCCCAGACUGUGGCUACCCCUUCCGCAGGAAACACCACCUCCAGAGGCACCAGGAGAAAAUGCACGGGGCAGCUAGAAGGGGGACACACCGGCAGGCCUGGGCAGGGCAGAACCCACGGCUGGGAGAUGAUGCUGUUGAUAUCUUUACAGAGAACACUGAGAUCCUGGAUGUAGAGAGAGGCAUUCAGGCGGCUCAGCUCACACUGACGGUGGGGAGUGAGGAAACCGUUCCCCAUGCUUCGGGCCUGCAUGCCAGAAAAGAGCUUGUUUGGAAGCGCUGAUUACACCCACUGAAGACCAAGUGUUGUGAGGGCAUAAGGUGUCCUUUUUAUUGCCAGCUACUGAAAAGGUUGCAUUUUCUAUCAGAAAACAGCCACUGACCUUUGGGAAAGUCACAUGCAUUUGUUUCACACAGUUGUAUAUUUGAAUUUGAGGUGAGGUCAUAUAUGUUGCAGCUCAUGCUUCUAAGCAGAAACACCAAAACGGAAUUCUAAAAAAACACACGUAAAGUAAAAUCUUAAACGGUUAAGAAAUUAUUCUGAUAAUGUGUUGAUAUACCACCCCCUCCCCUGGUUCAGUCUCCCUUGUUAGCCAUCCUGUAGGGACUUGUCCUGGGGGGACCAUGGGUCACUCAAAUCCUGAGUUUGCGUGGGAUGCAAUUCCAGGAUAUAGGCAUUGUGCUUGGCCAAUACAUCUCUACAAUAUAGAAAUGAGGUUCAAGUUGAAGAUUCCACUAUUUCUCGAAAUUAAGCUUUAUAAAUCCACCCUCAGCUUGUCCUCACAACAUUCCUUUCUUAUAGCUGGUUUAUAUAUCGCACCGACUGACACACGUACUCUAAUGGCAUCACUCAGGGUCUUGAGAUGCAAUGUGUACAGCAUAUGACAGUAUGGUUCUGGCGAGGGCCAUUACAUCUCAGUGCCUGUGACCAAUGAAGUUCACCACUGUAUAGUGAGAAUAGAAUGUAACAGGGCAGUCAUGGGCAUUAGGAAGUUAUUAAGGGAAUCUCUACUAUGGAUUUGUAAUUAUGGUCACUGCAAGCAAUCCCAAAAUCGAAAAUGUUUUACCACUUUGUUACCCUUCACUCAUAAGCCUUAGACAAUUGUAUUGUUUCGCAUUGAAAAGAGCAUUGCAGUGAAUCUUUAGUAGGUUCUUAAUUUAAUAGCUACUUUAAUAAUUCUGGUACUUUUACUUUUAGGUAGUCUCUUACUGUUUCAUUUCCCAGGCCACUUCUGGGUCAUAGCAUGUUACUGGCUGAAAGCAGGUCUGUCAGUAAGAGAAGCAGCUGUUUGGUUAAUGACUGGAAAGAAGGCAUUAAAGAAAUGGGGACCAUUUUACUCACAAGGUGAAAUUACUGUGGAGAUGAAAGACUUCCUGACCUUAAGGCUUGCAAUUUGAGUUUUCUUAACAUAAUACGGUACCAGAUAUAAUUUUAUCAGGAACAUGUUUUUCUUUCAAAAUGUGAGAACUAGGUAGUAAUGGAUGUAAGCUGUCUUAAUUGUAGAGUAAUUGACUAUAUGAAAGCUUUUGAAGAAAUACCCUAGCUAGUAGCAAGAUACUUGAAGUUAAAGCUAAUGACUGGCAUUUUAAAGAACUCGAACAUAAGCGUUUCAGAUAAAAACAAAUUGCCACCAGUAUUUUAUAGC
This is a messenger RNA of Acipenser ruthenus (sterlet), 2890 nucleotides long. RefSeq names its product zinc finger protein 250-like. The transcript has 6 exons. Gene Ontology annotation, molecular function: DNA-binding transcription factor activity, RNA polymerase II-specific; RNA polymerase II cis-regulatory region sequence-specific DNA binding. The record is from RefSeq and is a predicted model, not a curated record. Gene Ontology annotation, cellular component: nucleus. Lineage: Eukaryota; Metazoa; Chordata; Actinopteri; Acipenseriformes; Acipenseridae. Bases 373 to 1527 code for a protein of 384 amino acids. Gene Ontology annotation, biological process: regulation of transcription by RNA polymerase II.